This is a messenger RNA of Neoarthrinium moseri, 1374 nucleotides long. RefSeq lists its product as uncharacterized. Gene Ontology annotation, molecular function: metal ion binding. Lineage: Eukaryota; Fungi; Ascomycota; Sordariomycetes; Amphisphaeriales; Apiosporaceae. The transcript has 4 exons. The record is from RefSeq and is a predicted model, not a curated record. Gene Ontology annotation, cellular component: mitochondrion. Bases 1 to 1374 code for a protein of 457 amino acids.
AUGUUCUCUCGGACGGCUCUCUCGAGAGGUACCCAGCUGGCCGCUCGCGGGCAAGCUUCUAGCAAGCUCGCCCAGCGACGCGGCUACGCGGCCGCCGCCUCUGCCCCUUCCUCCUUCAUCUACGACACCACCGACGUGGCCGGCGUCAAGGUUGCGACUCGCGAUUCCCACGGCCCGACCACCAAGCUGGCCAUCGUCGCCAAAGCCGGAACGAGAUACCAGCCCGCACCCGGCCUGACCGCUGCUCUGGAGGAGUUUGCCUUCAAGAACACCGAGAAGCGAUCCGCCCUGCGCAUAACCAGAGAGAGCGAGCUGCUCGGAGGCCAAUUGACCGCAUACCACACCCGGGAAGCCCUCGUCCUCGAGGCCAGCUUCCUGCGCGAGGACAUCCCCUACUUCACCGAGCUGCUGGCUGAGGUCAUCUCGCAGACCAAGUACACCACCUACGAGUUCAACGAGGAUGUCGAGCGAGUCCUCCAGAUCAAGCAGGCCAGGCUGGCAGCCAACGUCGCCGCUCUUGCCCUCGACUCCGCCCACUCGGUCGCCUUCCACACUGGUCUCGGUGCUCCCCUAUACCCCUCUCCCUCCACACCCUUGAAGGGCUACGUGGAUGAGCACAAGGUUGCCUCCUUCGCCGAGUCCGUGUACGCCAAGUCCAACAUCGCAUUGGUUGGUGAUGGUGCAACCACCACCGCCCUGUCGAAGUGGACCGAGCAGUUCUUCAAGUCCGUCCCGGCCUCCGCUGGCUCCGUGAACUCGGCAUCUACGACUUACUACGGUGGUGAAUCGCGCACUGCCCACAAGGGUGGAAACUCUCUGGUCAUUGCUUUCCCUGGUUCCAGCUUCGGCACCUUCAAGCCUGAGGUCGCCGUUCUGUCCGCUCUGCUUGGUGGCCAGUCCAACGUCAAGUGGGCUCCCGGCUUCACCCUGCUGUCCAAGAUUGCCGCUGCCAACCCGGGCGCCGUCGCUUCUGCCACCAACCUCGCCUACUCCGAUGCUGGUCUGUUCACCAUCCAGAUUUCCGGUGCCGCGGGUGCCGUUCGCGCCACGUCCCAGGAGGCCGUCAAGGCCCUGAAGGCUAUUGCUGAGGGUACCGUCAGCAAGGAGGAUUUGACCAAGGCUGUUGCCAAGGCCAAGUUCGAUGCUCUGGCUGGAAGCGAAUCCGGCAUCAACACCCUCCUGGCGGCUGGCUCUGGACUGGUUCACACCGGCAAGCCCUUCCAGAUUGCUGAGACCAUCACGAGCAUCGAGGGCGUCACCGCAGACAAGCUGAAGGCUGCUGCAAAGGCUCUUGUCGACGGAAAGGCUUCCGUUGCCGCCGUCGGUGACUUACACGCUUUGCCGUAUGCUGAGGAGCUUGGUCUUAAGGUAUAG